UCGUUUUUUAAGUACAACUUUGCGAAGAUGAUUACUGUGACGGGUACAGUCAUGUGCAGGAAUGUAAUUUUAUGUAUUUGACAGUUGAUUUGUGUCAUCGUGAGAGAAAAAAUGCGUUGAUAAAUAUACUCUUGUUUGGUUGGCCGGAAUUGGAGUGUUUUUGUCAAAUGGAAGAUGAAGAUUGGUUUUAUUAACUUUCUGAGAUGAUUUCUAUUGAAGAGUUAAGUGAAUAUGUAAAGAAGUUAUAUUAUACCACUCUGGGUGAAGGCCUAGCUUUAAACUUUUAAUGUUUGCAGAAACUUUAGAGGCUUUUAUCUAAAAUGUACUGAAAAUGGCGCUUGUAUUUGGACCACCGGUGUCAUUAUGACAAUAACACUUGGAAUAUGCUUAGUUUUUCGCAUCCAAUUCCGAGAUUUUCUAACCGAGAUGGCUUUUAGAGAUGCAGCAUUGGAUAUACCUAUCGUUGAUUACAUUUUUAAAGUGAAUAAUGGCAAGAAGAUGAUGCAGCUUAAGAAAUUGGUUGUAGAGUCGCAGAAAGAUUUGUUUAAUUAUACUAGCUUACUGUUGAAGAUAUAUGUAACGGGAGUGUGGCUUUGUGCCACAUUGUAUCUCUGCAGUCCAAUUUACAGUAUGCUUGUUAGUGAAGACAAAUCUUUGAGGCUGCUAGCAUUCGACAUGUGGUUUCCCUGGAGUUUGGCGGAUAUAAAAGUGUACACCUUGUCAUUUAUAUUCCACGCGUAUGCUGGUUACUUAUGUUGCGUAGCUUACCCCGGUCUUCAAUCAACGAUAAUACUACUGGUCGGUCAAAUUAUUCGUCAAUUGAGGAUAUUAAAUUUCAUUCUGCAACACUUAAACGAGCUGGUGCUAGAAGUUAACCAACGGAAAGAUGAAAAAUGGCAAAAAUCUUGUACUACGGUCCUGUCUCAGUGUGUUGAGCAUUACGUAAAAAUUAAAAGAUUCAGCAAUCGCCUAAAUGUAAUAUGCCGCCCUUUCUAUUUGGCGUUGAUUCUUGUGGCCAUUAUCCUUGUUUGCAUGUGUUCGGUGAAGAUUGCUAUUUCUGAUAAGCUGAGUCCGGAUACGAUAAAGUAUUAUGUGCACGAAAUCUGUUUUAUCUUCGUCGUGUUAAUGUUUUGUUUAUUGGGACAGCAAGUCGAUGACGAAUGUGCAUCCCUAGAGCUUGCCGUCACCGAGAAAUGGUAUAUUUUCAAUCGCGCUCACAAGCAGAAUGUGCGAAUAUUCAAAAUGGCGCUCAGUCAAAGAAUGCCUAUUUACAUCUUCGGUACUAUUACCCUAUCACUGCCAACAUUUACUUGGUUCAUCAAAACUGGGAUGUCUUUCUUCACUUUGGUAAUGUCCGUUUUAGAAGAACAAUAAAUCUCAAAGACACUGAAACCGUUAAGAACACAGAAGAAUCACGUUGGAAAAUUAAUAUAGUUUAAAUAUAAAAAAUUAUCACAAAUAUAAUGCACGUGAAGAGUGGAUUUUUGUAGUAAAAGUUUUCGUUUUGAGUACUAAUUAUUUGUAUUCGAAAUUUACUCAUCGGAGAGUAGGUAGCAGUGUGCUUAGUGCGAGUUUUUUAACGUUUUCGAUAGCGUAAAAGUUAGCUCAUAUUUGUAUGGAAUGGGAUCGUUUGCGUAAGUUUUUUUUUCUCUUUCUAUUGCCUUUGUAGGCAGACGAGCAUACGGCCCACCUGAUGGUGAGUGGUUACCUUGGUCCAUGGACUUCAGCAAUGCCAGGGGCAGAGCCAAGCCGUUGCCUACCGCUUAAUACUCUCCAUAAGCCUCGUUUGAAGAAGGACAGCGCUGAUAGCGCUGACAAGAUAGCGCUCGGGAAACACCGUGGAGGGGAGCUCAUUCCAUAGACGGUUGGUACGUGGCAAAAGCGAUCUCUGGAAACGUUUUCCGCUAGGGGCGCUGUUUCAAAUGCAUACAAAAUUGGCUUAACUUUUACGCUAUCGAGAACGUUAAGAAACUCUCACUAAACACCCAGCACUAUUUUUGUAGUGCGAUAAUAUUUACUUUUAAUAGGGCAAACUGUGAGCCUGCACGUAUCAUGCAUUUCAAUUAAAAUUUUACUAACAUGUCAUAA
This is a messenger RNA of Bombyx mori (domestic silkworm), 2088 nucleotides long. RefSeq names its product olfactory receptor-like (gene Or49). The record is from RefSeq and is a predicted model, not a curated record. Gene Ontology annotation, molecular function: odorant binding; olfactory receptor activity. The coding region runs from base 364 to 1374 and encodes 336 amino acids. Gene Ontology annotation, cellular component: plasma membrane. The transcript is spliced from 8 exons. Lineage: Eukaryota; Metazoa; Arthropoda; Insecta; Lepidoptera; Bombycidae. Gene Ontology annotation, biological process: sensory perception of smell; detection of chemical stimulus involved in sensory perception of smell.